UUGUUUGAAAAAUGUUCAGUUUCAUUGUGUGUGUUUUAGUUGUCAUGUGAUCUGUAGUAAGAAAUUCUGCGUUUUCUUCAUAACUGUUGUACUUGAUGGGGUUUUGUUGCUUUAACAUAGUUGAAUGAUUCUUUUAUCUUUGUCUUUGCUUGUUAAUUUGACUCAUAGGGACCAAAUGGGAAGUUGUGCUUCUGCAAGAUUCAUUUCCAUCCAACUUUUGAGUCAUAUGAAAUCUGGUGUCAGUAGCUGAUUUUACGAAUGAAAAAGUAGAAGUUGUGGCUGCUGUUUUCGACCAGCUCAUCUCCGGGCCACUCACACAGUCUAUGACUCACUGGUCUAAAUGGAAGUGGCAGGAUGUAUUUUCUGUCUUUGCUGUGGACAUUUGUGUUUGCAUCUCUGUGUGUGCGAGUGAGCCUUUUACUCUGAACUGCGUUUGAUUGUUUCUGGAAGAGAACUGAUUAUAAAGCGUUGGCAAGAGCAAUAACAGGAACUUUGGACUACUGAAGAGACAUAAUAUACUGGUUCACUGGAACACAAUAAUAGGGUAAUUCUUGUUGAUAUUUUAGGACUUCCUGUUGGUUUAUCUGCUGUAUUAUUCUGUGGAUGUUGUGAUGCCUCUGCAGAAGAUGGAGCAGAGCUCAUGUACAGAGGAUCGUAUCCAGCAUGUCCUCGAGCGUUGCCUCUGUGACCUCGGUCUCGACACUCCUGACAAACAACUCUGGAACGCUGGGCUGUGCAUAAACCGCUGGUGUUUGGAGGAACUUGUGAAGAGAGAUCCCCACAACUUCCUCAUCCUUCUACAGAAAGUGCUCAGGAAAACGCAGGAGGUGCUACAGCAGUGUCGGUAUGAACUGGUGGUGCCCCUCACUCUCCUGUUCUCUUCAACCCUCCUAAAAGCUCCUCAUGUGGCUCCAGACAGCGGCCUGCUGCAGGAGGCCUACCUGUUGUUCCAUAGUUUCCUGGCCUGGCCUGAGCCUUGCUGCUCUGCCAGUAAACGCCUGCUGAAUGUCAUCCAGCAGGAGCUCAGAGCACCAGGUAUUUCAUUUCAAAGACUGGUAAGGACAGAGCAGGGUGUUUCCCAUGAGAUUCACUGCUCUAAAACCAUGACGGUGCUGUUAGUGAACGCAGAUGAGGACGUCCCUCCAGAGGUCCAGUCUGUCUCCGAGCAGCUGAGUAGCACCAAGCACUCCAACAGAGACGUCACCAUCAUCCUCAUCUUGCACGGCUUUCAGGCUGCUCUGGGCACCAAACACGACCUGCAGGCGCUCCACGCUGCCCUGCAGGCAAAGCAACCCGAGGAGCUGGAGCAGCUCCUGGAGGCAAUGACUGACAGUAUGGAGACAGCAGCCUCUGCAGCAGAUCUCAGCACAGCCAGACAAGGUCUACUACACAGCAUGGAGAGGCUCAGAGAAAGCCUCGCUGUUCCUGCUCCUGCUGACGGCUGCCCGGAUACUGGUGCUGUUGAGACUUUCAUGCUGCCCUUCCCCAAAUGUCACACAUGCUCCUGGGAAAACGACAACUUUGAUAUUCUGAACCGCAUUCUUGCAAGCGACUCCGACCUGGACUCACCUGCAGACUGUUUCCUUAAAACAGAAAUGGAUGAGGAUGAUAAUAAUGACACCAGUGUGGAUGAGGAAGACGAAGCGGAGGGGAACAAAGCGGACCACGAGUUUCCAAACCACCGCAUCUCCACUGCAUCCUCUUCCUCGAGGGACUCCAUGUUUUCCAGCUACUCUCUCUCCUCCAGCUGGUCUGCGGUCUCCACGCCGUCUGGCUCGUCAGGUGUGGAAAGUGACUUCAGUGAGGACACAGCACACGAGGACAAGGAGGAAGGACAAGAUAGCCAACCAAAGCUUAGAAAGAAACCCAAAAAGAAGUCCAGAUCCAUCUUAGGUGUAGAGCGCUUCUCCUUGCUUUUCAAGAAAUCCCACAGCCCGAGCGUUUGCCGCCGUGCCCAGAGUAUGGGCUACCGUGAGGAUAUUCCCAAAGACUUUCAAAGAACUGGGUCGCAGCUCAAACACUCCAGGUACUUGUCCAGACCAGUUCAUCCCCUGCAUGCGUCCCCUGCUGCCCUGGAUCCUCUUUCCCCCCAGAAGCACAUGUGCGUCCGCAGGAGGCCGAUCCUGAGCUGCGAUGAAGGCGAUGUGGCGCAGGUGCCUACCCUGGUCAAAGUGGUGGUAUUUGGAGGUGACAAAGAGGCUGGCAGGCUGGCCAGGGCCUACAGCGACCUGCAGCAGAAAGAGAGUAAAUGUCCCCGACUCACCAAGACGUGUAAACUGCAGUUUUACUUUGUUCCCAUCAAAAGGAGAACUAUAGGAAGCCCAGGAGGCGGACAUACACCGACUGAAGGGCAGAUAGGAAGUUCAAGCAAAGCCCCUGCCUUUGUGGAGUCCAAUGGCAGUGUACUGGAGGACAGUACAACUGAUAUAGCCCAGAUGUUGGGCAUGAUCGACCCCUGGUACGAGCGGAACGUCCUCAAUCUGCUCAGCCUGUCCUCUGAUGUUAUUUGUCAGACGGCCGGUAAGGAAGGCGAUGAGUCAGUGAGCAGUGGCAGCAUAGAGAUUCUUCCUCUGCUGGCCGACUUGGUGCUUUAUUACUGCAGACAUGCAGACCAGCCUGUUCUGGUGCAGCUUUACCAGGCUGAGCUGACCCUGGCUGGAGGAGAGAGGAGAAGGGAAGUGUUUAUUCACUCCCUGGAGCUCGGUCACACUGCUGGAACCAGAGCUGUUAAGGCCAUGGGUGCUGCCAGCAAAAGGUUUGGAAUUGAUAAAGAAUGGGAGGCUGUCCCUUUAGCACUAAGUGUUGCCUACAAUAAGGUCGCUGUCAGUGGUAGGAGUCAGUGGACCCAGACAGAGAUGGUGUGCACAUCGAUAAAUCUUUACAAAGCCUGCAGGAAACCUGAGCAGCUCGAUUCAAGAAUAGAAAGUCUGCAACUGACAAUGGCGGAAGUCAGCAAGAGCUCCAAGUCUAAAAAGAACAUUUCCAUAUCAGAGGUGAAGGUGGACAAGGUGCAGGUGAGCGGUGGAGACGAUGGGACAACCUUUGCUGUGUGUCUGGAUCAGGAUGAGAAGAAGUUCAUCCAAAGUGUCACCAGGUGUGAAGUGUCUCCGUGCUGUAAACCAGGAGGCAGCUCAGACUGGAGGUCCUACAAGCCCUUACCUGGCCAAGUGCAGCCUCUGCACCCAUCCUACUGUUCUCUGCUCUGCCUUCCCAUCACGUCUUUCUCUGCCUCAUAGUCCUGACACACUUGUUACUACACUGAGCGAGUCCAGUGGUGAUAUACUGUAUAACUUACACAGGGACUUUUAAACCAAAGUUGCACAGUACUAAUAAUGAGGGUGGCAUUUAUUGAGCUAUAUUUCAGGUUUGUCCUGUAACUUGCGUCAAGGUGUGUCACAUUGUUGUUGUUUAGAGGAUUGUUUUUUUCAGCCUUCUACAGCUUUUUUUUACCUUCAUCGCAUCUUUGAGGACAGUUUCAGGACCUUGAAAAAAAAAUAUUAAUGCCAAUCUGUGAGCUCUUUUGGAGAAAGAGAGUUUUACCAGUGAACGUCAUCGAAAUAUGCAUAAGAAUAUGCACAAAAUGAUGUUGGAGGAUUUCACAGUCUCUGCAGGGCUUUGAGGGAUGUUACUUGUCUAUUAAUUCAAUUAUCUGCUGUCAGUAGCAUAAAACUGAUUACUUGAUUACUAUUGUGUACGGUCUGUGGAUCCAUGACAGAGUAAAACCCUUUUUUUUUUUUUUAGAACUGUGUAAUAAAAUAAGCUAUUUAUUUUGAAGUGAUAGUGCUGAAAAUGUGUUUUUUUAAAUAUAUUUCAGACAUUUCAUUCUGUUUUUAUAUCUCACACAAUUGCAAUAAAAUCAUUCUUCAGUCA
Messenger RNA from Siniperca chuatsi (mandarin fish), 3870 nucleotides. RefSeq names its product phosphoinositide 3-kinase regulatory subunit 5-like. Gene Ontology annotation, biological process: G protein-coupled receptor signaling pathway; positive regulation of MAP kinase activity. The coding region runs from base 612 to 3236 and encodes 874 amino acids. The record is from RefSeq and is a predicted model, not a curated record. Lineage: Eukaryota; Metazoa; Chordata; Actinopteri; Centrarchiformes; Sinipercidae. Gene Ontology annotation, cellular component: phosphatidylinositol 3-kinase complex, class IB. Gene Ontology annotation, molecular function: 1-phosphatidylinositol-3-kinase regulator activity. The transcript is spliced from 17 exons.